Molecule: messenger RNA, 1608 nt
Organism: Haliotis rubra (blacklip abalone)
Lineage: Eukaryota; Metazoa; Mollusca; Gastropoda; Lepetellida; Haliotidae
Product: 33 kDa inner dynein arm light chain, axonemal
Exons: 6
Coding region: 102-875 (257 amino acids)
Cellular component (GO): filopodium; axoneme
Molecular function (GO): dynein heavy chain binding
Source: RefSeq, a predicted model, not a curated record
GCGCCUUGCGAUGUUGCUAUAGCUACAAAUCAAGCGUCUUUACCAAACCUCCACACUGGUUUGCGGAGUUAGAGUUCCACACUUGUUACACAGCCGUCAAAAUGAUUCCACCAAACGCUUCUCUCGUAAAAUAUGAUAACCCAGUGCUUGUAAGCAGAAACACAGACAAGAAAACUCCACGGGCGCGAGCACUGAAGGUGAGCCCUACCCCGCCUACAGGCACAGGGCCAGUGCCAAAUCCUCCUGCCAAACAGAAACUUGCUCCAGUAGAUGCCAAGGCUGCUCAGCAGACAGAUGAAAUUCUCAACAGUAUUCUUCCACCAAGAGAAUGGACGGAGAGUGGGCAGCUGUGGGUUCAACAAGUGUCGAGCACUCCCGCCACUCGCCUGGAUGUGGUCAACUUACAAGAAGAGCUGGACAGGCGACUUCAGCAGAGACAAGCCCGUGAGACUGGCAUCUGUCCAGUGAGGAGGGAACUCUACUCACAGUGUUUUGAUGAAUUGAUUCGUCAAGUAACCAUCAACUGUGCCGAGCGUGGUCUUCUGUUAUUGCGUGUGAGAGACGAGAUCCGCAUGACCAUUGCUGCAUAUCAGACUCUGUAUGAGAGUAGCGUAGCUUUUGGCAUGCGCAAGGCACUGCAGGCAGAACAAGGCAAAGCUGACAUGGAGAAAAAGAUUACAGACCUAGAGCAGGAGAAACGUGACCUUGAGCGUAACGUUAAUGAGCUGAAGGCCAAGUGUGAGCAGAUUGAAAAGCGAGCAGCUGAGCAGAGGCAAGUGGAAGAGAAGAAGCAUACGGAAGAAAUCCAGUUCCUCAAGAGGACUAACCAGCAGCUGAAGACUCAACUGGAAGGAAUCAUUGCCCCAAAGAAAUAGAGUCCCAAACAAAACAUUUUGUCUGCAUCCAAGUGUACAUAUUUAACUCUGAAAAUCUAUAUGGUAUAUAUAGCAAUAAUUGUAUGUUGUGUCCAGUGUAUAUGAAGGGAGGAUUCAACACAAGAAUACAACCCUUGUAAAUAUAUCGGUUACAUGUAGGUACUGUUGAUACUGCCUUGCACACUUAAACAGCUGUGAUAUCUGGGUUGACCAUGGUGGGAAGUGUUCCCUGGAACUAAGAAUCUGUAAAUUGUAAAUAAACAUUUCCUUCCUAUCACCUAUCUCUAAAUGUAAGAAAAUGAAUUUGCAUUUAUUUGUGAUGAUUAGCGUUUUUGAUUUCAUGCACUAAAUGACCUCUAUACAGAACAUGUUGACUUUAAUAUUUGUGGACUGAGUUAAUAUUUUCUGUCACUUUACAAACCUUUUGUUCUGAUGACAGUUUCCAUGUUCCAUCAAGCAUUAUUUACAGCAUUACAAUCCUUUUUAUCAAUUGUCUCCUUCUGAUUAUGUAAACGAGUUUGUGCUUGUUUUACAGACGUGGAAAAUUUAUCAUUCAAACUUUUUGUGGUCUUGUUUAUUGUAUCAGAGUGAAAUCAAUUCUAAAUUCAAUAACUGAAUUGUGUUACAAUAUCUGUGUUAAAAAUUGUCACUUGGUAGUUCUAAAGUUUCAUGGACAAUUUGUCAUAUCAUUUGUUAAAUGAAAAACAUCACUGAAUAAAGUUUAAUAACAUUA